GCUUGGCACACGCGGGCUGCGCUCCUGCUGCGGCCGAGGACGCGAGAUGCUCUCCAGAACUGCUUGGAGCUUGGUGCUGAGGAAAGCAGGACUUGGAACUCGAGGGACACACAGCCCAGGAGGCACUGCCCGCAGUGAGGGGAAGAUGCCCCCCUACAGCAACUACUAUGCCCAGCGCUCCUACCCCAUGCCAGACGAGCCCUUCUGCACGGAGCUCACCGCUGAGCAGCGGGCCUUGAAGGAGAAGGAGAAGGGCAGCUGGACCCAGCUGAGCCAUGCCGAGAAGGUGGCCCUGUAUCGGCUCCAGUUCCAUCAGACCUUCGCGGAGAUGAAUCAUCGCUCCAAUGAGUGGAAGACAGUGAUGGGCUGUGUCUUCUUUUUCUUUGGAUUCGCAGCUCUGGUGAUUUGGUGGGAGCGGAUCUAUGUGUUCCCUGAGAAGCCCAUCACCCUGACGGAUGAGUGGAAGGCCAAGCAGCUGCAGCGCAUCCUGGACAUGAAGGGCAACCCCGUGCAAGGCCUGGCCUCCCGGUGGGACUAUGAGAAGAAGCAGUGGAAGAAGUGACUCCGCAUCCCUGGCUGCUCUCCCUGCAGCUCCACCCCAGCCCAGCCUCUGGCAGCCCCUCCUCCAACCCCAAUA
This is a messenger RNA of Cynocephalus volans (Philippine flying lemur), 637 nucleotides long. Its product is annotated as cytochrome c oxidase subunit 4 isoform 2, mitochondrial. Lineage: Eukaryota; Metazoa; Chordata; Mammalia; Dermoptera; Cynocephalidae. The coding region runs from base 47 to 562 and encodes 171 amino acids. The transcript has 5 exons. The record is from RefSeq and is a predicted model, not a curated record. Gene Ontology annotation, biological process: mitochondrial electron transport, cytochrome c to oxygen.